This is a messenger RNA of Aspergillus affinis, 951 nucleotides long. RefSeq lists its product as uncharacterized. The record is from RefSeq and is a predicted model, not a curated record. Lineage: Eukaryota; Fungi; Ascomycota; Eurotiomycetes; Eurotiales; Aspergillaceae. The transcript is spliced from 2 exons. The coding region runs from base 1 to 951 and encodes 316 amino acids.
AUGACUAGAGAUGACAAAAGUGCGGCUACGCUUGCUGCAAAGACAUUUCGAACCUUAAUGGCCCUGACAGGUGUAUACGACCUCGAAAUAAGAGAGUUUGACGCCUUAAAUGCCUUCGUGAAUUCAGAGAUAGACGAAAUCGUUUAUACCGAAUGCCCUGACGGCUUUAAAGUGCCCGAACAGGAUCCCUGCUUAUUUACUGACGGAAUUGUCAUUCUAAUCUUCUACGUUGAUGACUUUAUCGUUUUGUCAAGCGCUGCAAACAAAAGACGCGCAGAUGAAGUCAUUGAGUUUCUCUCAUCGAAAUACUUUCUACGUGAGAUAGAGAAUGCAGACACUUUUCUCGGAAUCAAAAUACGCAGAGAUAGAGGAAAACGAACGAUUCAUCUCUCGCAGUUAGUCUAUAUAGACAAGAUCACAACAAAAUUCAACCUGAAAACGUCUCAACCGCCUAAAUCGCCGCUCCCUACCGUUCCAAUGACUCUAUACAGCGGGAAGGCGUCCCCUAGGCAGAUACAGGAGUUCCAGGAGAAAGUGGGCUCAAUCCUCUGGUCAGCGGUAAUCACGAGACCGGAUAUUGCAAAAUCGGCUUCUGAAUUAUCGAGAUUUCUAGUCAAUCCUGGCCCCGAUUACCUAGCUGCAGCAAACCGCGUGAUUCAAUUCCUAUACGGAACCCGCUUCUACGGAAUCAGAUAUUCCAAAUCAGGCGAUCCAAACGCAGGAGAGGUAUUUAUUAUGGCCAGCGAUGCAGCGUUCGGAGAUCAUACAGAUAGGAAAAGCUUUGAAGGUCUCGUUUGCCUCCUCUACGGCGGUCCCGUGGAUUGGCAUACAGGCAAGCAAAAGACCGUUUCAACCUCUACUACAGAGGCGGAAUUACUCGCUAUCUCUGAGGCAGGCAAAAACGUAUUCUGGUGGAAGCGCUUAUUCAACGCCUUGCAAUUCAACCUUUAA